Molecule: messenger RNA, 782 nt
Organism: Monopterus albus (swamp eel)
Lineage: Eukaryota; Metazoa; Chordata; Actinopteri; Synbranchiformes; Synbranchidae
Gene: pyya
Product: peptide YYa
Exons: 4
Coding region: 120-413 (97 amino acids)
Biological process (GO): feeding behavior; neuropeptide signaling pathway
Cellular component (GO): extracellular region
Molecular function (GO): neuropeptide Y receptor binding; neuropeptide hormone activity
Source: RefSeq, a predicted model, not a curated record
ACCUCUGUCGAAGUUUGAAAGCAAGGUUCAGCGACUUGCAGAGUAAAACCUGAGUGAGGAGGAGAGAACUGCUGCACUGAGAACUCAUAGAUAUCUCCGACCGCCAAAGUCUUCUCAAAAUGGCCAUGAUGCUGAAGCCGUGGACGGUGCUGGUAGCCGUGCUGUUGUGUGUGCUGGUGUGUCUGGGAAUGCUGGCGGACGCCUACCCCCCCAAACCUGAGAACCCUGGUGAAGAUGCCCCACCCGAAGAGCUGGCCAAGUACUACACUGCCUUGAGACACUACAUCAAUUUGAUCACCAGGCAGAGGUAUGGAAAACGUUCAGCUCAGGAGGACAUGUUUGCAGAGCUGCUGUUUGGUGGCGACAGUAACAGAGACCAGAGAUCAAGAUUUGACAACUCCUACAUGUGGUGACUCCACCAUCUCUCUCUCACUCCUCAUCCGGCAUUCCCUCUGGGUGUGUUCCACAACACGCCCGAAGGAGCCGACAUGUGCCUCUCACCUCCGAACCCUGAACCCAAACAAUGACCGUCACUGACCAGAAUACAAGCUCUCUUUGUCUUUCUCGUCACUGUCACAUCUCUCGAAUUACAAAGCAGCUGUACAUAAUUUGUUAUUGAAAUAAAAUAUAUAGAUCAACGCGACAAAUCAGAAGGUGGAAAUGUGUCUGUGUGUAUGUGAGCAUUAACAUCUAAACUACUACUGUCCUGCACUGUUUAGAGGAGGAGAUUCCUGUUUUACUGUUGCUACUGUGACAGGUAACAGAAUAAAUGGAUGAAAAUA